AUGGAAAUCGCCACGGAGUCGAGAAGCAGUAAGGAGUUAGGAAAGGAGUUAGGAAAGGAGUUAGGAAAAGAGAACCAUGGUAGUAUGAUGGCCACGUCAGAGCGUGAUGUCAUCGACUUCUCUGCGUUGGAGCUGGAGCUGCAGGCGGCGGUGGAGUCUGAGCGCAGAUACCAGCGAGAGAACCAGGCCAAGCUGAGGGCGGUCAGCCAGAGAGUCGCCUCCUACCAGGAGUUCAGAGACCUGGUCCUGACCUGUCACCUGAAACCUCUGGAGAAGAAAGACAAAGACGGAGCUCCACGGAAACAGCCCUGGAACCCCGUUGCCCCGAGCAACAAAUGA
Messenger RNA from Limanda limanda (common dab), 339 nucleotides. It is a transcript of the gene dnaaf19, whose product is annotated as coiled-coil domain containing 103. The record is from RefSeq and is a predicted model, not a curated record. Gene Ontology annotation, biological process: epithelial cilium movement involved in extracellular fluid movement; determination of left/right symmetry; inner dynein arm assembly. Gene Ontology annotation, cellular component: outer dynein arm. The transcript is spliced from 4 exons. Lineage: Eukaryota; Metazoa; Chordata; Actinopteri; Pleuronectiformes; Pleuronectidae. The coding region runs from base 1 to 339 and encodes 112 amino acids.